AAGAAGCGGAAGUGGCAUGUGUUGGUGGAGACGGCUGCUGCGGCAGCGGUAACUGGGGCCGGGAGGGAUAGGGUCGUGAGAUCCCGGGAGAACUGGCAGCAAAAUGAAGGUGAAGAUGCUGAGUCGGAACCCCGACCACUAUGUCCGCGAAACCAAAUUGGACUUACACCGAGUUCCAAGAAACUAUGAUCCUACAUUACAUCCUUUUGAGGUCCCACGAGAAUAUAUAAGAGCUUUAAAUGCUACCAAACUGGAACGGGUAUUUGCAAAACCAUUCCUUGCCUCCCUGGAUGGUCACCGAGAUGGAGUCAAUUGCUUGGCAAAGAAUCCAAAGAGCCUGGCUACUGUCCUUUCUGGGGCAUGUGAUGGAGAGGUUAAAAUUUGGAACUUGACCAAACGAAAAUGUAUUCGUACGAUACAAGCACAUGAAGGUUUUGUACGAGGAAUAUGUACUCGCUUUUGUGGGACAUCUUUUUUUACUGUUGGUGAUGACAAAACUGUGAAGCAGUGGAAAAUGGAUGGACCAGGCUGUGGAGAGGAAGAGGAGCCAUUGCAUACAAUAUUAGGAAAGACAGUAUAUACAGGAAUUGAUCAUCACUGGAGAGAAGCUGUUUUUGCCACAUGUGGACAGCAAGUAGACAUUUGGGAUGAACAAAGAACCAAUCCUAUAUGUUCAAUGACUUGGGGAUUUGACAGUAUAAGCAGUGUUAAAUUUAACCCAAUUGAGACAUUUCUCUUGGGAAGUUGUGCUUCUGAUAGGAAUAUAGUACUAUAUGAUAUGAGACAAGCCACUCCUCUGAAAAAGGUCAUCUUAGAUAUGAGAACAAAUACAAUUUGCUGGAACCCUAUGGAAGCAUUCAUUUUUACUGCAGCAAACGAGGAUUACAACUUGUAUACUUUUGAUAUGCGUGCCCUGGAUACUCCUGUAAUGGUACAUAUGGAUCAUGUGUCUGCAGUGCUUGAUGUGGAUUACUCUCCCACUGGGAGAGAGUUUGUGUCAGCCAGUUUUGAUAAAUCUAUUCGAAUCUUUCCUGUGGACAAAAGUAGAAGCAGGGAAGUCUAUCACACAAAGAGAAUGCAGCAUGUUAUCUGUGUAAAAUGGACUGCUGACAGCAAGUACAUUAUGUCUGGAUCUGAUGAAAUGAACAUUCGUCUAUGGAAAGCUAAUGCUUCUGAAAAGUUGGGUGUGCUUACAUCACGAGAAAAAGCAGCCACAGAUUAUAACCAGAAGUUAAAGGAGAAAUUUCAACAUCAUCCUCAUAUAAAACGUAUCUCUCGUCACCGACAUCUGCCAAAAUCUAUCUAUAGCCAGAUUCAGGAACAGCGCAUCAUGAAAGAAGCUCGUCGACGAAAGGAACUGAAUCGUAUCAAACAUAGCAAGCCUGGAUCUGUGCAGAUGGUGUCAGAGAAGAAGAAACACAUAGUGGCAGUUGUGAAAUAAUAUUUGGUAUUCUUACCAAUACUAAUGUAUAAUUAUUUGUUACAUGUUGAUUUGUGAACUUUAUAAAUAAAAGUACUGCCCCUCUUACAACCACAAAUGUUUUAGUUAUAUGUGUAGAGUUUAAUUGUUGCACAUUUUUGCUGUCUUGAAAACUUAUCUUUAAAGGUGACCUGGUUGAUAAGACUAUCCAACAUGCUAUUCUUGAUCUUCUUUCUUCAUUGAAGAAUACAGAAUUUACAAACUAACUUAUUUUUUGCUGUUAGACAUUACAGAUAUACUUUCACUUUGACCUGUUAUUUUAGACACUCUACAUUUGAAUUUACAUCUAAGACCAAACAUCUCUUGUUACCUUUAAUAUUACUUUGGAUAAUUACCGCAGUGAUUCUUCCUAGGAUUCCAUAUGACACAUAGAAGAAUUUUGUCUGAACUUUUCUCAAGUGAACUUAUUUUCUGUGUUUUAUUUAUAUUGGGCUUUUUGAGACUGUAUAGUUGAUUAGCCUACAUUUAUAUAACUUUUAUAAAAACUUACAAGAUUAUAAAAUAUCUUUUUCUCAGCAAUAUGACUUUGUUCCAUUUCUGCUAAAUCAUUUAUUUUUAAUCUCAGUAAUCAUAAAUAGCUCUGUGUGACACAGAUUGGGGUUUUUUUUUUAACCCAUCAUCAGCUUAGUAUUAUGAAUACGUACAAAACUAAUUUUUAGGAAAUUAUGUUUAAAAGAAAUUAAAAAUCCAAAGGAAAAAAUAUGUUAAGAAUACUUAUAGUAAAAAUAUUUAAAAUACAGCAGCGAUGAUAAAUAUCAAAAUCUGGAAAGUGAGAGCAGGAUUCAAUCAGGGUGGGAUACACGGGAGAUUUUUUAACUCUUGAUAAGGUUUCUUUCUUCAGCUGUGUGUACAUUCUAUUAUUUUUUAUGCUUUCUUGGAUAUUUUAAAUAUUUCAUCGUGUUUUUCUCAAAGCUGAUAAAGACAUCAACCAUCUACCUUUUAAUCCUUUGGAGCUAUUGUAGGACUCAAAAUUCUUGAUUUAUAAGGUGAACCAAGUUCUCUUGUACAUCUUACACUGCUGUUAGUUUGGGUGUGGUUUCAAAGAAAAUAUAUUGAUCCAUAAACAUGA
Molecule: messenger RNA, 2549 nt
Organism: Capra hircus (goat)
Lineage: Eukaryota; Metazoa; Chordata; Mammalia; Artiodactyla; Bovidae
Gene: DCAF13
Product: DDB1 and CUL4 associated factor 13
Exons: 11
Coding region: 104-1441 (445 amino acids)
Biological process (GO): maturation of SSU-rRNA from tricistronic rRNA transcript (SSU-rRNA, 5.8S rRNA, LSU-rRNA)
Cellular component (GO): nucleolus; small-subunit processome
Molecular function (GO): protein binding
Source: RefSeq, a predicted model, not a curated record